This is a messenger RNA of Saprolegnia diclina VS20, 2782 nucleotides long. RefSeq lists its product as hypothetical. NCBI's taxonomy places the organism in Eukaryota, Oomycota, Saprolegniomycetes, Saprolegniales, Saprolegniaceae. The record is from RefSeq and is a predicted model, not a curated record. Gene Ontology annotation, biological process: translation; glutamyl-tRNA aminoacylation. The transcript has 6 exons. The coding region runs from base 88 to 2733 and encodes 881 amino acids. Gene Ontology annotation, molecular function: ATP binding; glutamate-tRNA ligase activity. Gene Ontology annotation, cellular component: cytosol; cytoplasm; methionyl glutamyl tRNA synthetase complex.
AAGUGGCGUGGGAUCUGUGCUGUCGGCAGCUUGAAGAGCGUGCAUUUAUCCAAGGACCGCCCAGAGCCAAGCGCUAUCCGGACGUUUAUGCGGACAGUCUUAUCGCACCACAAAAUCCCCAUUUUGCAUUUUCGCCGGAAAUCCAUGGACGCGGCGAGCUUGACGGCCAAGAUCGCGGACCAGGGCGCCCUCGUCCGCGACCUCAAGGCGAAGAAGGCCUCCAAGGAGGAGGUGAUGGCGGCGGUGACGGCGCUCCUCGCGCUCAAGACGACCUUCAAGGAGGUCACGGGCGCCGACUACGUCGACCCAAACGCCAAGCCGGCCGGCGAGAAGAAGCCCAAGGCGGCCGCGCCGACGCCGGUCGAGGACCCGAACAAGAAGAGCAAGAAGGAGCUCAACAAGGAAGCCAAGAAGGCCAAGAAGGCGGCUAUCAAGGACGGCGACGUCCCUGCGCCGGCGCCGGUCGCGGUGGCCGCGCCGGUCACGACCACGCCGCUUGCGGUCGCGGCGCCCGUCGCGGGUCCGACGGUCUUUGUGCAGCCGCCGCCGGCUGCCACCGAGACGCACACGAUCUACUUUAGCGCGUCGCAUUUGCCGCUCAUGUCGUUUGUCGUGGCCACGCUCAUCAAGAGCGAGCUCGACGUGCACUUCAAGUCGCUCACGCCGCCGCAUGCGCUGCCGGUGCUCGUCUUGCCCAACGGCAAGAACAUCAACGGCGACGCGGCCAUCGCCAAGUACCUCUGCCGCGUGUACCCGGACACGGGCCUCUACGGCGUGGCCAAGGAACCGGUCCUUCUCUCGGAGAUUGACGCGUGGGUCGACUAUGCGCUUGGCCACAUUCGGUCGGCGACGGUCAACACGACCGCGGCCUUCCUCGACGCUGUCCUCGCGGAGCGCACGUUCCUCAUUGGCUUUGGCCUCACGCUCGCCGAUAUCGCCAUCUACACGGCGCUGACGCAAGUCCACUACGCGCCCACGGCGACGCUCGCGCACCUUACGCGCUGGUUUACGUACCUCGGUUCGCAGUCGGUGUUUGCGUCGGCCAAGGCGACACUGUCGGCGAUCAAGCCGGCGCGUGCGAUCACGGGCAAGCCGCCGAAGGAGUCGCUGCCCGAGAGCCAGAAGGGCAAGACGACGGGCAACUGCCCGCCGCUCGAGGGCGCGAUUGUCGGCCAGGUUGUCACGCGCUUCCCGCCGGAGCCGAGUGGGUACCUUCACAUUGGCCACAUCAAGGCGUGCUUGCUCAACGACUAUUAUGCUCGCGCGUACGAAGGCAAGCUUAUCGUGCGUUUUGACGACACGAACCCGUCCAAGGAGAAGGACGAGUUUGAGCAGGCGAUCUUGCAGGAUCUGGCGCGCCUCAACAUCAAGCCCGAUGUGGUCACGUACACGUCGGACAGCUUUCCGCAGAUCACGGAGCUCGCGCGCCAGCUCAUCCGCGAAGGCAACGGCUACAUGGACAACACGUCGCAGGAGGUCAUGCGCGACGAGCGCAUGCACGGCAUCGAGUCCAAGUGCCGCAACCAGGACGUGGCCACGAACCUCGACCUCUUUGAGAAGAUGCUCCUCGGCGACGCGGCUGCCGACGGCUACUGCCUCCGCGGCAAGGUCGACAUGCAGGCCAAGAACAAGACGCUGCGCGACCCGGUCUUCUUCCGGUCGAACGCGACGCCGCACCACCGCACGGGCACCAAGUACAAGGCGUACCCGACGUACGACUUUGCGUGCCCGAUCGUCGACUCGAACGAAGGCGUGACGCACGCGCUCCGCACGACCGAGUACAACGACCGCGACGCGCAGUAUCAAUGGGUCUUGGACGCGCUCCAGCUGCGCAAGGUCCGCAUCCACUCGUUUGCGCGCAUGAACUUUGUGCACUCGGUGCUCUCGAAGCGCAAGCUGCAGUGGUUUGUCGACCAAGGCGUGGUCGAGGGCUGGUACGACCCGCGCUUCCCGACUGUCCAGGGCGUCCUUCGCCGCGGUGUCACGGUCGAAGCGUUGCGUGAGUUCAUCCUCUCGCAGGGCGCGUCGCGCCGCAUUGUCGACAUGGAGUGGGACAAGUUUUGGACCAUCAACAAGCGCGUGAUCGACCCGAUUGCGCGCCGCUUCUUUGCGAUUGACGCGGCGCGCGCUGUGCGCCUCAACGUACACGGGCUGCCGUUCACGGGCGUCCAGGGCCUGCCCACGCCGCUCCACCCGAAGAACCCGGAGCUCGGCCACACGGUCAAGCGCCUCUCGUCGUCGCUUUUGAUUGAGCGCGACGAUGCCAACAACUUUAGCAUUGGCGAAGACGUCACGCUCAUGCGCUAUGGCAACGUGACGAUCACAAGUAUCAACAAGAACAGCGACGGCGAGAUUGUGUCGGUCGACGCCAAGGACCACCCGGCCGGCGACUUUAAGAAGACGAAGCUCAAGAUCACGUGGCUCGCUCAAGUCGACGACAUUGUGCCCGCGACCUUGGUCGAGUUUGACCACCUCAUUAGCAAGCCCAAGCUCGAAGAGAACGACAACUUUGUCGACCACUUGACGCCGGUGACGCGCGCCGAGAUGCACGCGCUUGGCGACCACGGGUUGCGCAACCUCCAGUACGGCGAUGUGAUCCAGCUCGAACGCCGCGGCUACUUCCGCGUCGACGCGCCGUACGUCAGCAAGGACAAGCCGCUCGUGCUCUUUAUGAUCCCGGACGGCAAGCAGCGCGCCAUGUCGACGCUCUCGACCAACCUCGCCCAUCGCUAAGAUUAGGAUGCGUCAUUGCCUUUUUGAAUGCCAACCCCGUGCCAGAGCC